AUGCCUGCUGCAGUUGGCCGCAUUACCCGUGGUACCGGAGGCCCUCAAGCAAUUAAGAAAAAAGUCGGCCGAAUUAGGAGCCACAAGUUCCGAGCGCAAGACUUUGUCCGCAAACGACAGAAUGAAUCCCUGACUGACCACUAUACCAUUGGCAAGCUCUUGGGCGAAGGUCAAUUUGGAGAAGUCUUUAUUGGAACAGUACAAAAGAGCAAUGGUGGCAAGGGCGAUAAUCGCGCCAUCAAGCGGAUCCAAAAGGUCCUCAUGACCGAAGAAGAUCACGAAGAAGUAUUUAAUGAAUUUACCCUCUUGAAACAAAUGGACCAUCCAUCCAUUGCCAAAAUGUUUGAGUUUUUUGAGGAUGCCGAGAAUUUCUGGUUUGUUCAGGAACUCUGCAGUGGUGGCGAACUAUUGGAUGAACUGGAGCGAACGGAAACUUUUUCCGAAGCUUCCGCGGCUCUCAUUAUAAAACAGGUCCUCAGCAGUGUCCACUACUGCCACAGCCAAAAACAAGUGGUACAUCGCGACCUCAAAUUGGAAAAUAUCUUGCUGGAAGAAGGAACUCAGAACGUGGGUAGCAACAGCGCAUCCUACAAUCCCAUGAUUGUCAAGGUGAUUGAUUUUGGACUGGCUACUACAUUUACAGAGGAUCAGGUGUUGACAGCACCCGUGGGAUCCAUGCAUUAUGUUGCACCUGAAGUGUUGGAACAGGAAUAUAACUACAAGUGCGAUGUGUGGAGUUGCGGUGUCAUUGCCUACAUUCUCUUGUGUGGUUUUGCUCCCUUUGACGCCUUGAAUGAUCGAGAUAUGCGAGAACUCAUCAUGAUGGGCCAUGUCUCCUUUGCGGAUCCCAUUUGGCAAAAUGAUGUUUCUCAAGACGCCAAAGACUUUGUAUCGUACUUGCUCACGUAUGAGCCUGACAAGCGACCCGAUGCCGGGCAGGCCCUCCAACACAAAUGGAUCCAAAAUCUUUCCAAGGUCCAUGCCGAAGAAUUCAAAGCCACCAAGAGUGGGACCGACGCCGCUGUCCGGCUUUUGUCCAAUUGCCGAUCGUUUGAAUCCGCGUCCAAAUUGAAGCAAGCCACUUGUGCGUUCAUGACAUCCCAGUUGGUGCUUUCGGGCGAUGAUGAUGACGAAAACGACAACAAUAAGAAUUGUGAUGAGACUGCUGCUGACCACCAAUCCAUCGCCAUGAUGAUUGGUGAAAUAUUUCGGGCCAUUGAUCUGGAUGCAGAUGGAAGAAUCUCUCAUGAAGAAUUGCGAGUGGGAUUCUUGGAUUUCCUAGGAGGAGAUGACUUGACAGUGGAGGAAGUGGAUGACAUUUUCUCUCGGAUGGAUAUGAGUGCCACAGGGUACUUGGACUACUCCGAGUUCGUCGUGGCAUCGAUGGGUCUGCAUGACCUGGAACAAGGAAAUCACAGGGCCUUGCUGAAGCAGGCUUUUGAACGUUUGUUGGACAAAGACGGGAGUGGCUUUAUCUCCAUGGAGAAACUGAGGAAAGAAAUGGCUCCCUUUUACGGGGAAGAUGUGGAGGAAGACGUUAUUCAAAAGAUUAUUGAUCAGGCCGAUGCAGAUCAGGAUGGUCAGGUUUCCUGGGAUGACUUUCAAGCCAUGAUGUCAAAGACAGCAGACUUUGUCCCUCCUGAGAACGCAACGCCACUGUCGCGUCACAAGGAACUGCCGCAGGAUGGCAAGAAGCAAUUGGAGGAACCUACCACCAAAGCGGAUGCGGAUGACAUCGUCAAGGAGGACGCCAAAGAGGACACGAAAGCAGAAACCAACGUGACACCAACGGAGACAGCCGCCGCCCAAACAGAGGCGCCCGUGGAAGCGGAAAAGACACCCCCAAGUCCGGGACGCAGAGUGAAUCGAAAUAGUGCUGCUGGCCCCAAGGCUCGAUUGAUCAGUGCUGUGUUUGAGAAGAAUUUGGAAAAGAACCGAGAGAUGGGAUUUGACAAAUUCACGUACAUUCGAAAGCAGUCCUCCAGGGGCGGUCCCAAGCGUACGCUGCCUCGAACACGUCGUGUCAACUUUGAGGAGCUUACGAAGAAGGCCAACACGCAAGUCAAUUUCGAUGCCAGAGCAGCGAGGGAUGGAAGGAGUAAAGAGAUUGAGCAGCUCAAGUCAACUCCAGGAAGGGCACGGGAACGACGAGCAACAAUUGCUACUUUGUUCCAACAAGAAAAGGAGGAGCAACGCAAUCGUAGAGAAUCGCGCAUGUUGGAAUUAGAAACUAUCAAAACGCAAAGCCAUGCCAAUGAUCGACAGCAGGUACGCAGCAGCUUCCAAGAAACCAAUGCACGCAAAGCCCAAGAGAAACGGAGUGAGGAACUCGAGAAACUGAGAUCCUCGGUUAACGUUGACGACAGCGCUAAGAAGCGGCUUUUCGAAAUGUGGAACCCACCCAAGACUUCCUGCCCUUCCGCUGGUCAACAGCGUGCGUCUCAAGUGCAGGUAAUGAAAGAUUUGAAACGAUUCAAACAAAUGUUUGACCAGGCAGCACAAGAGGGUACAUUGAAGGAGAAAUUUGCAAGGCAACGUCCAUCGUUACAAGCAGGCGCAAUGCCGCCAAGGGCCAGUCGGGGUUGGACAAAACGGCUGUCAGGCAAAUCUUAUCAAGAGUCACAGGAGGACAUGAAGAAUAGUUCUCAUCAUAGCAGACGCGGCCUAGGUCGGGCAACCAGCCAUGCAAUUUUGUUCGACAUCGAUGAUAUCGAGGAUCGGUUAGUGGACAUGCAGCCGUCGGCAAAGGAUGAGCGCUCCGCUCGAAUGAUCGAGCCACUUCGUCGCUUGAACUCUUUCGACAGUAUACAGGAACAAGACGAGAUGGACGAGCGAUUGGGUGGCAUGAUAGGCGAGGAAGUUUCUCGUGUCGCCACUGAGCAAUCGGUCGACAAGGAGGCAGACAGCGGGAAUGAAGAUUCGACAACUCCAAAGAAUCAAAAGGAAGUGAACAAAGCAAAGCCCAGACACAACGUUAAAGCCUCUAGUUGGGAGGACCAACAGAAUAGUUUAGUCAGCCAGACACAGGAGAAACGGGAAGCCCGUUUCCAAGAGCUGAAUCAGUUGAUGAAGCGGAAGUCUGGGAAAGCUAACAUUGCCCGGGAGCUCUUCGAAGCAACAAUUCAAGCCAACGAAAAAGCUGCGUCGAAGACGAGGAGCAUAAAGCCCGAGGAGGAAUGCCGACGCGCAGGGAGGCGGAACUCUCUUGCACCCACCAUUGGAAAACAAGUGUCUCCUGUUGCAACACCAAAGCAAGCGCGACGUAGCUCGAUGGGCGCUUCGACGAUAAGCGUUUCCUCUGUUGCUGCAGACGAACCCAAACGAGACUCAAUCAACUUGAAAGAGCUGGGCAAAAACGAAGCUGACAUACACAUGCCAUCCAAGGACCUCCCAGAUGUUGAGGACACCGUUCGCCGAGGGUCGAAGAGCACAUCCCACCCUGAUAAUCCGGAUUCAAACAGCAUUUCUGAUCUUGGGUACGAGGAAACUGUUCACCGAGGAUCGAAGAGUGCAUCCCGCCCUGAUAAUCCGGAUGCGAACAGCAUCUCUCAUCUUGGAUACGAGGAAACGGAGAAGAACCAAGGAUCAAUGGCAGGUUUGAGUUAUGAGGGCAAUGACAGUGUUUCAGAGCGGAAUGGAGAUUCAGUUGCUUCUAUUGGCAUGGGUGGGUCGAUGAUGGAACUAUGCUUGUCUCCCAGCCCAACGUCCCCGGCGGGUUUUGGACGGCGACGAAACACGUACAAGAAGAUCAAGACUCCCAAGAACGUGCCACGCUUCGGUACCCCAACAACACCAAAAGGACAAAAGCCAUCUCGUGCUAGAGCCAAUCGGCGAGCAUCUGCCACUGCCACCAUGACGGCUCCGGUGGGCACCGACGUAACAGAAGCCCAGAUGAAGUUCCUGAAAAUAGCAAACAAUCGGGCAAUGAAGGCAAAGGCAAAAGAUGACGCUGCAAAUGCUCAAUGA
Seminavis robusta is the source of this 3966-nucleotide messenger RNA. The record is from the annotation of a GenBank genome assembly. NCBI's taxonomy places the organism in Eukaryota, Bacillariophyta, Bacillariophyceae, Naviculales, Naviculaceae.